CAUGUGAACACAGAAGUGGGGGGAGGAGAGAAUUAAAAAAAAUAAAGGGAUCUACAGAUUCAAUCCAACAUCACCAUCUUUCUCAUCCUCUGCAUCUAGCAUCACUCCCAAGUAGACAGGAGAACAGAGGAGAGAGAAACGACCAUUUGCAUCCCGCAGGAGAAGGGGAAAGGCGAUGAGAGGUGUCUAGCGAUUAAGACAUGAUACAUUAAAAACAGGACGGUGGAUGGAAGAUUAAUCCAGCAGUCAGAGGAGGACGCGACUGGCCGAGUGUCACCCAGAUACAGAACCGUCAUCACCAGGCUGUCCAAAGACUAUCCAUUUUUUUUCUUCACUUUUUGCAUACAUUUCAUGGAAAGGGUUUUUAUCAUUAAUUAUUUAAAGCAGUUGAUUACAUUUCUACAGGAAAAUACGCCUGGGUAUGUAAGGAAGACGGAAUAAAAGGCAUUAGGCAAUUAGUAUUGAAGAAAUACAUCGGGGUGUCGCAUGCUUAGGAAAUUAAUUCCCUGGUUUAUAUAUCAUAAAGGAAAGAAAUCGCUUUUUACUGCUAGAGAGGUCAUUGCGAGAAGAAAACGGUUAGCAUUUGGUAGAUUGAACGGUAUAAAGAGACACAAAGAGGAAUACAUGCCCGCUUAUGAUUAUCCCUGUUAGGCAAUUUAUAUAAAAUAAUUUCUUAUCGACGGUGGGAAAAUACAAAUUAAAUUCUCGUGGCUUAUAAGACCUUCGGUUUUCGUAUUUUUUUUUUAUAGCAGUACCCUGAAACGGUAGCCAAAGGACAGCCGUUAAAAUCGCGAGAGAGAUACCCAUUUCUUGGUUAAACCGCUGUUUCCCUGCUGCGAGAUUAAUUCUUGAGGUUGUAGCUCCGGAAAGAAGAUGUCGGGGCAGACUCUGACGGAUCGCAUUGCCGCCGCUCAGUACAGCGUUACGGGAUCAGCUGUUGCCCGAGCUGUCUGCAAAGCCACCACUCAUGAGGUGAUGGGACCCAAGAAAAAACACCUGGACUACUUGAUCCAGGCCACCAAUGAGACAAACGUGAACAUCCCCCAGAUGGCAGACACGCUGUUUGAGAGGGCAACGAACAGCAGCUGGGUGGUUGUGUUCAAAGCCUUGGUCACCACACAUCACCUGAUGGUCCACGGCAAUGAGAGAUUUAUCCAGUACUUGGCUUCUAGGAACACACUGUUUAACCUCAGUAAUUUUUUGGACAAAAGUGGUUCCCAUGGGUAUGAUAUGUCAACAUUCAUCAGACGCUACAGCAGAUAUUUGAAUGAGAAGGCAUUUUCAUACCGACAGAUGGCAUUUGACUUUGCCAGAGUAAAAAAGGGUGCUGAUGGCGUUAUGAGAACUAUGACUCCAGAGAAACUUUUAAAAGGAAUGCCGAUUUUACAAGGACAAAUUGAUGCACUGCUAGAAUUUGAUGUUCACCCCAAUGAAUUGACAAAUGGUGUAAUCAAUGCUGCUUUUCUGCUCCUUUUUAAGGAUCUUAUUAAGUUAUUUGCGUGUUACAAUGAUGGGAUCAUUAAUUUAUUAGAGAAAUUUUUUGAAAUGAAGAAAGGACAGUGCAAGGAAGCACUAGAGAUUUACAAGAGGUUCCUGACAAGAAUGACGAGGGUGUCGGAGUUCCUUAAAGUAGCUGAGCAAGUAGGGAUUGAUAAAGGUGACAUUCCUGACCUGACCUAUGCUCCCAGCAGUCUCCUCGAGACCCUAGAACAGCACCUUAACACAUUGGAAGGCAAAAAGGCAGGAAAUAAUGAGGGAUCACCAAGUAAGGGAUCUCCAACUGCUGCAUCCCCACCUUCCACUCCAGCUAAAACCACUGAUGUGGCUCCUGUGGUCGAUCUUUUCUCCUCCCCAUCGUCAUCAGCUGCAGCUUCCAGUGCAGCCAAGCCAUCCAGCGACCUGCUGGACCUGCAGCCCGACUUUCCUGGGACGACGCAGCCGGCCGGAGCAGCUGCAGGGAUGUCGGCUUCCACAGCCUCCAGCGCGUGGGGAGACCUGCUUGGGGAGGACACUCUGUCAGCUCCGGUCCCUGUUAGUGCCUCCGAGACACUCCUUUCUGACCCCUAUGCAGUAGAAUCCACCCCCGCCCCCUCUACUUCUGCCGCGCCCACUUCCGCUGCGCCCGAGACUGCUCCAGCUCCUGCUCCCGCUCCUGUCGCGGCUCCCACUCCCGCGGCAGCGGUGGCACCUCCUGCGCCUGCUGCAGCCGCCGCCGGGGACGUGGAUCUCUUUGGAGAUGCGUUUGCCAGCUCUCCUGGGGAAGGCCCCGCGGUGGCCGAGGGGGCCGCCACACCAGCCGCUCCCACUCCUGCGGCUGCAGCUCUCGAUGCAUGCACUGGAUCUGACCCCUUUGCACCAUCCGAAGGUAGUGCAGACGUUGCACCAGAACUGGACCUUUUUGCUAUGAAGCCAGCUGAGACCAGCGUUCCAGUAGUUACCCCUACAUCUAGCACAGCUCCAAGUGCUGUCCCUGCAGCUCCCACUCCUACCACCACUGCUACUUCCACUCCUGCCACCACAGCUGCUCCUCCUGCUCUAGAUAUCUUUGGUGAUUUAUUUGAUUCUAUGCCUGAGCAAAAUGCCUCCACAGCUCCCAAACAGGAUGCUACACCUAGCAUAGACCUAUUUGCGACAGAUGCUUUCUCGUCUCCUCCUCGCGUACCUUCUCCUUUGCCUGAGAGCAGCCUGACUGCUGAUCUCCUGUCUGUGGACGCAUUCUCUGCACCAACUCCAGCGCCAGCAGCGUCUCCUGCCAAGCCUGAUGCUGCAGGUGUGCUCGACCUGUUUGGGGAUGCUUUUGGAAGCUCUGCUGCCGAGUCUCAGCCCUCUGCCCAGGCUGCUCCCAGUGGCCCAUCAUCGGCUGACCUGCUGUCUGGUUUAGGGAGCGGGUUCAUGGCCCCCAGCCCUGCAGGACCAGCUCCAGCGGCAGCAGUCUCGGCUCCAGCCCAGAACAACCUCUUGCAGACCAACUUUGACGCGGCUUUUGGCUCAACACCAGCAGCACCCUCCGGUAGCUCUUUUGAUGCUUCAGUUUUUGAUGGAUUAGGGGACCUCCUGAUGCCGACCAUGACGCCCCAGGGCCAGGUUUCCAUGGGUACCCCCAUGGGGGGAGCGCAGUCAAGUAAAGUCCUCGGUGGAGACCUGGAUUCUUCCUUGGCAAAUCUUGUUGGAAAUCUUGGAAUUUCUGGGACACAAAAGAAAGAUCUUCAGUGGAAUUCAGGUGAAAGGAAACUGACAGGAGGAGCAAACUGGCAACCUAAAGUAGCACCAGCAACCUGGGGUGCACCUGGGGCUCAGAUGAAGUGUUGGUUCUUCUCUUGUUAUCCCAGCCCCUCUCCUGGGACCGGGCCCCCCGUGGGUGGUGUGCCCCCUGUUGGAGCAGUACCACCAAUGGGCGCUGUCCCUCCACAGCCUGGGUUCGGGAUGCCACCUGCUCCCGGGGCUGGUGCUCCAAUGAUGCCCCAGUCGUCUAUGAUGUACCCCCAGUCCAUGAUGAGGCCGGCAUUCGGGGGAACCGGCGCACCACUCUCCCCAAGCCCUACACCUGCAACUCAGAGUCCCAAAAAACCUCCCACGAAGGACCCACUUGCAGAUCUAAAUAUCAAGGACUUCCUAUAAGCCUAUAAGCUGCUGUUUUCUGGACUCCGUGAAAGUGUCAGCUUGGUGUCUGUAAUCAAUCGUUGAUACCUGGAAGCUCCUAGCUAGCCACCAAUACAAAAUUCCAUUCAGACCUUUUCUCCUAACUGUAAAAUGUUGUAGCACAACUGUGAAAGUGAACCAUAGAAAUGUGUGCUUAUCUUGAUGUAUUCCCUUACCUAAAGAAAUGUGUAUUUUAAUCCUUCCUUUUUAAGUGUUUGCGAAUUUGAACGAUGGAUGUAUGUUACCGAUGCCUUCUCGUGCUUCUCUGUACCUCUCACAAGGUUGCAGGUAUGCAGCUGAUACGUCGUGAGCCAUUUGGAGAAAUGUGUAUGUGUAUUUUGGAAGGUUUUCAGUGUAUAUAGGUUCACCGGCAAGUCCAAGGAUUUUCUUUCUAUCCUGUAUAUCUGUUAAGAGCGUAUAGUUGUGAAUCUGGUAUCAAGCUGUAUAAAAAUGUGACCAUACCCGUUAGCUCCUGUCCUUAAUCUAACUUAUUUGAGAAACGUUAUAUAUAAUUCUAUUUUAUCUGCAGGCUUCUGAAACCCAGAGCACCUCCUGUGUUUUUUUUGAUUGUUUAUUUUUUUCGGUAUAUUGUGUUUCAUGCUAAGAAUUAUUUCUAAUUCAAAGCAUUGCUUUAUGGAAGUUGGCAAACUACCAUAUCUAUUUCAGGAUAUUUUAUCUACAGAUUACAUAUUUAUCUUUAUUCUUAUGUUUGAAAAAAUGUAUUAUAUUUUCGUUAUUUCCAUAGAUUUGGGGAAUCUAUGCAUUCCCUGCAUUAAGUAUGAGGCAGUGUUUAAUCAAACUCUUUAUGUCAAAGGGCCACGCUCUCCUGGCAUCCUGUGAAAUUAAUGAUCUCAUCCCCUGACUCCCACACAAAAGAGGAUCAUUAGGUUACAGAGUAAUGUUUGUCUUGGAAUAAGCACUUCCUACAGCAGUGAACAAUUGUGUUUGAAUUUCAUAGUUGCUAAUGUUUUAUCAUCACCAAAUGGGGGUGCGUAGUGUUAUUUUUGUAUUACCUAUAAAAAAUAGGGUUUGUUACUUUGCCUCCAUGAAAGCAUCCCCUGUACCCUACCUGUUAAUGUGUGUUUUCUGUUGCUUCAGUGUUUACUUUUCCUCCUGGUGACAGUGGUGGUAGCACUGAUGAAAGUCGUCAUGCAUACAGAUUUCAGAAGGAGAUCACUGUUGAUCAGUGUUACUUUGUCUUUUAGGCUUGGCAGCUCUUUAGAAGCAGUGGAAUCUGUCUGACUGUAGCUCCUGUACACUCUCGGAAUUAAAUGGGUAAUCUGUGUAUUGUACCAUUCCAAGUGACUGUAUCGACAAUUGUUGUGAGAACAAUGGAUAAAAAAGCAAAAUCUUUUAAUUUUGUUUAAAAUGGCUUUUGUUUGAUUUUGAUUAAUAACCCCAGUGCAUGUAUGCCCUUUGAGAUGCAAUAAAUUCAUUGAACUUAAAGAA
Lepisosteus oculatus (spotted gar) is the source of this 5088-nucleotide messenger RNA. The record is from RefSeq and is a predicted model, not a curated record. NCBI's taxonomy places the organism in Eukaryota, Metazoa, Chordata, Actinopteri, Semionotiformes, Lepisosteidae.